UCAAUAUCAUUCAAAUUCCUGUUUUGCAGGUCAGACCCAACAAGCUAUCGUCAAGAAGGGUAGGUAGAAGAAGGGAAAAUGCAAAGUUGCAUCACUACGUGCUGAAACCCAAGAGCCCUCUCAUGUCCCUCUUCCAUUUCUCUAUUUUGCUCGUGGUGUUGGGUUUGGGUUCUCCUGUUUUCAACUCUGGUUUUGUAAUUGGGCGUGGAAUCCCACAUAGGAAGCUUGCAGACGCUUCAUGUCCUUUAGACUUCGAUGCUCUACGCAAUCUCAUUGAAGGUUCGAACCAGCCUGAUCUUCCCAAUGUCUACUCCAAGUGUCAAUACGUUCUUCAAGGCCUCCGUCUUGUUGAAUCCUUGUAUAUUCAAACCAGUGGGUUCUUUCUUCCUCCCUUAAAUGCCUCUGAUUCGUGUUGGGUUUCAUAUCAAUCCUUGAUCAAUGAACUCGUUAUUCCCAAUUUCGACAUUCGCUCCUCCUGCGGAUUCCAAACCAACUGGAUUUCGGAGGGGUGCAUGAAUAUUACGUCUCGCUUGCAGUUUGAAUCCAUAGUUAACGAGUCCUCUUUGCAGACCGUCCGGCAUUCCUGCAAUCAGUCGCUUGUGAAUGGAUCUCCCUGCGCUUCGUGCACUACUAGCCUGUCGAGUCUCCAGGCAGCUUACCUGCCCGGUCCUCAGGUUGGGAACGUGUCUUCCUGUACCGGGUACCCCUCUAUCUAUGCUGCUGGUAUCGUUAAUCGCUUUGGGCCGACCGACACGGGGACUGCCAUGUGUUUGUUCUCCCUUGAUUUCUCUUCCUCUGCUUCGAGCAGCAAGGGACACACGACGCUGAUUUAUGGGGUUUCGAUCGGUGGCGGUGUUUGUUUGCUGGGUGCAAUUGUGGGCUUUUGGUUUCUAUGGAAAAGGCACAAGAAACGGAAGAGGAAGAAGAAGAUGUUUAUCAAAGUUACUGAGAAGAGUUCAGUUUCGGGGUUGGAAUCGAUCAGUGGGAGUACGACUCUUAUUAAGUUCACAAUCGAGCAAAUCAAACAUGCUACGAAGAAUUUCUCUAGGGAUAACAUAAUUGGCAAGGGAGGCUAUGGGAAUGUUUAUAAGGGAAUUCUAGCAGACGGGUCUGAGGUUGCAUUGAAGAGGUUCAAGAACUGCUCUGCUGCUGGGGAUGCCGACUUCACCCAUGAAGUAGAGGUUAUUGCCAGUGUUAGGCAUGUAAACCUUGUCGCUCUCAGGGGAUACUGCACUGCAACAACUCCUUACGAAGGCCACCAGAGGAUAAUCGUCUGUGAUUUGAUGCGUAAUGGAAGCCUCCAUGACCAUCUGUUUGGAUCAUCAGACAAGAAGCUUAGUUGGCCAGUCCGGCAGAAAAUUGCCCUUGGGACGGCGAGGGGGUUGGCUUACUUGCAUUACGGGGCACAACCAGCUAUCAUCCAUAGGGAUAUAAAGGCUAGUAAUAUCCUCUUGGAUGAGAUGUUUGAACCAAAAGUGGCAGACUUUGGCUUGGCCAAGUUUGCUCCGGAGGGGAUGACCCAUAUGAGCACCAGGGUGGCUGGGACACUGGGUUAUGUUGCUCCUGAGUAUGCUCUGUAUGGGCAAUUAACAGAGAGAAGUGAUGUUUACAGCUAUGGGGUUGUGCUUCUUGAGCUUUUGAGUGGGAAGAAGGCACUUGUUAAUGCUAAGGAUGGCCAGAACUCCCUUGUGGCGGAUUGGGCUUGGUCCCUGGUGAAAAAAGGGAGACCUCUGGAUGUCAUCGAGGAUGGCAUGCCUGAGUUGGGUGCUAAUGAAGUCAUGGAAAAGUAUGUCCGGGUUGCUGUUCUUUCUUCUCAUCCACAGUUAUAUCAUAGGCCUACUAUGGAUCAGAUUGUGAAGAUUUUGGAAACUGACCUUCCAGUUCCCACAAUAGCUGAACGUCCUGUUCCUCUUGUGGCGGAGAUUGACGAGAUUGAGAGAUCAGCGAGUAGUAGUGGCUCAGGUCAGCUGUCUAGUCCUGCUGGUUACCAGUCCUUUACCAUAGAGGGCAACAAUUUAAGUUCUGAACAUUAGGCAGAAGAAGCAACCUCAUUGCUCCAGAGCCAAACAAUGGAAUUAGAUAGUCUGACAUGAAGUUGUCAUCACCAACUCUCCAAUAUUACUUGCUUCCAUUCAUGGUAUGCUUGCCCUGCUUCAUUUGUGGUUUGUAAGAUUGACCUAUUCAUGAAUAGGAAUUAUGACUGUUGUAAAGACAAAAUACAGGAAAAUUCUUUUCCAUUUUAAGAGAAAUACUGCAUAAAUUGUAAAUAUUUCAUAGUCAAGUUCCUUUAUUUGUUCAUUAUUAUAAUUUUUCUAUGAUACAAUCUAUAUUUUCUUAACUUGGGAUCUUGAGGGCUAACAGUUGAAACAAUGUUGGUCUUGCAAUACUAUUGAAGUAUGAAAAUUCAUGAUGGUUCACA
Messenger RNA from Telopea speciosissima, 2419 nucleotides. Its product is annotated as probable LRR receptor-like serine/threonine-protein kinase RKF3. The record is from RefSeq and is a predicted model, not a curated record. Gene Ontology annotation, molecular function: ATP binding; protein kinase activity. NCBI's taxonomy places the organism in Eukaryota, Viridiplantae, Streptophyta, Magnoliopsida, Proteales, Proteaceae. Gene Ontology annotation, biological process: protein phosphorylation. The transcript has a single exon. Bases 123 to 2033 code for a protein of 636 amino acids.